AUGACGUUAUGGGGAAAGCCAAUUAAAACAGAAAGCCUGCGAAAAUUUAAUAAACUUUACAAAGAAUAUAAAACUCUAUACCCAGUAAAUAAAUCUCUAGAAUCAUCAAGAAAUGAAAAGAAAGUAUCUGAAUAUAAAGAAGAUGAAGACUUAAUAGACUUUAAGAAACUGUAUGAAUGCUCCUCGACUUCAUCUGGAUCUUGUCAACAAGGCUUAGUUAUUGACGAGUUGGAGUAG
Diabrotica balteata is the source of this 237-nucleotide messenger RNA. NCBI's taxonomy places the organism in Eukaryota, Metazoa, Arthropoda, Insecta, Coleoptera, Chrysomelidae. The record is from the annotation of a GenBank genome assembly.